Molecule: messenger RNA, 2337 nt
Organism: Zygosaccharomyces rouxii
Lineage: Eukaryota; Fungi; Ascomycota; Saccharomycetes; Saccharomycetales; Saccharomycetaceae
Gene: ACO1
Product: aconitate hydratase ACO1
Exons: 1
Coding region: 1-2337 (778 amino acids)
Biological process (GO): tricarboxylic acid cycle
Cellular component (GO): mitochondrion; cytosol
Molecular function (GO): aconitate hydratase activity; 4 iron, 4 sulfur cluster binding
Source: RefSeq, a predicted model, not a curated record
AUGUUGUCUGCACGUGCCACUUUGAGGAGAUCAUUGAGCCGUGGUUUAGCAACUGUCUCUGGUUUGACUAGAGACAGUAAGGUUCACCAAAACUUGUUGGAAGAUCACGCUUUCAUCAACUACAAGGAAAACAUCAAGAACGUGGAAACUGUCAAGAACAGAUUAAAUAGACCAUUGACCUAUGCUGAAAAGAUUCUUUACGGUCACUUGGACAACCCUGAAGGUCAAGACGUUGUUAGAGGUCAAACCUAUUUGAAAUUGAGACCAGACCGUGUUGCAUGUCAAGAUGCUACCGCUCAAAUGGCCAUUCUUCAAUUCAUGUCCGCUGGUUUGCCAGAGGUCGCCAAGCCAGUUACAGUUCACUGUGACCACUUGAUUCAAGCUCAAAUUGGUGGUGAAAAGGAUUUGGCUAGAGCUAAGGAACUAAACAAGGAAGUUUACGAUUUCUUGGCUUCCGCUACCUCCAAGUACAACAUGGGUUUCUGGGGUCCAGGUUCUGGUAUCAUUCACCAAAUCGUUCUAGAAAACUAUGCAUUCCCAGGUGCCUUGAUCAUCGGUACCGAUUCUCACACUCCAAACGCUGGUGGUUUGGGUCAAUUGGCUAUUGGUGUCGGUGGUGCUGAUGCCGUCGAUGUUAUGUCCGAUUUGCCAUGGGAAUUGAAGGCUCCAAAGAUUUUGGGUGUUAAGUUGACCGGUAGAAUGAACGGCUGGGCUUCUCCAAAGGACAUCAUCUUGAAGCUUGCUGGUAUUACUACCGUCAAGGGUGGUACCGGUAAGAUUGUUGAGUACUUCGGUGACGGUGUUGACACCUUCUCCGCUACUGGUAUGGGUACCAUCUGUAAUAUGGGUGCUGAAAUCGGUGCUACUACUUCUGUCUUCCCAUUCAACAAGUCUAUGAUUGACUACUUGGAUGCUACCAGAAGAGGUAAGAUUGCUGAAUUCGCCAAAUUGUACAAGAACGAUUUGUUGUCCGCCGAUGAAGGUGCUGAGUACGACGAAUUGAUCGAAAUCAACUUGUCCGAAUUGGAACCUUACGUCAACGGUCCAUUCACCCCAGAUUUGGCUACUCCAAUCUCUAAGAUGAAGGAGGUUGCCGUUCAAAACAACUGGCCUCUUGAUGUCAGAGUUGGUCUAAUCGGUUCUUGUACUAACUCUUCCUACGAAGAUAUGACUAGAGCUGCUUCUAUCAUCAAGGAUGCUGCUUCUCACGGUCUAAAGGCUAAGUCCAUGUUCACCGUGACCCCAGGUUCCGAACAAGUUAGAGCUACCAUUGCUCGUGAUGGUCAAUUAGACACUUUCACCGAUUUCGGUGGUAUCGUCUUGGCCAACGCCUGUGGUCCAUGUAUUGGUCAAUGGGAUCGUCAAGACAUCAAGAAGGGUGAAAAGAACUCUAUUGUUUCUUCUUUCAACAGAAACUUCACCUCCAGAAACGAUGGUAACCCAGAAACUCACUCCUUUGUCGCAUCUCCAGAUUUGGUUGUCGCCUUCGCCAUCGCUGGUGAUUUGAGAUUUAACCCAAUGACCGAUAAGUUGAAGGACAAGGAUGGUAACGAAUUCUUGUUGCAACCACCUCAAGGUGUUGGUUUGCCACCAAAGGGUUACGACCAAGGUAAAGACACUUACCAAGCCCCACCAAAGGACCGUUCUCAAGUUUCAGUUAAGGUUUCUCCAACCUCUGACCGUUUGCAAUUGCUAGAUGCAUUCGACGCUUGGGAUGGUAAGGAUGCCACCAACAUGCCAAUCUUGAUCAAGGCCUUCGGUAAGACCACCACUGACCACAUUUCUAUGGCCGGUCCAUGGUUGAAAUACAGAGGUCACUUGCAGAACAUUUCUAACAACUAUAUGAUUGGUGCUAUCAACGCUGAGAACAAGAAGGCCAACAGUGUGAGAAACGUCUACACUGGUGAAUACAAGGGUGUUCCUGACACCGCUAGAGACUACAGAGACCAAGGUAUCAAAUGGGUUGUCAUCGGUGAUGAAAACUUUGGUGAAGGUUCUUCUCGUGAACACGCUGCCUUGGAACCAAGAUACUUGGGUGGUUUCGCCAUCAUCACUAAAUCUUUUGCCCGUAUUCACGAAACUAACUUGAAGAAACAGGGUCUAUUGCCAUUGUACUUCAAGAACCCAGCUGACUACGACAAGAUCAACCCAACCGACAAGGUUGAUGUCCUUGGCUUAACCGAAUUUGCUCCUGGCAAGGACUUGACCUUGAGAGUUCACCCAGAAAACGGUGAAGCUUGGGACUGUCCAUUGACUCACACUUUCAACGAGGAACAAAUUGAAUGGUUCAGAUCUGGUUCUGCUUUGAACAAGAUCAAGAACGACAAGAUCAGAUAA